CUGGGGUUUACCUACCACCGUAUUGGAGCUGACGGCGCCCGCUCUCUGAAUCCAUUGUCAUCUCCUCAUCCAAGUCGCUGUGGUUUACCUACCACCGUAUUGGAGCUGACGGCGCCCGCUCUCCGAAUCCAUUGUCAUCUCCUCAUCAAAGUCGAUGGCCAUUGCCAUCGCCUGAGAGGCAAUGGCCAUCGAGCUCUACCACCGCAGCCUAUACCAAAUGAAGAUAUCUGGUAUACGCCGCCGCGGUCAUGGUGUCUGUGCGGUGUCGUGACUUCUGACGGCGGUGGAUGGGCUGAUUCCAGUAGGGUGCAUACUAACGGGUGGACCGCCGGUGAUGGCGGAGAAAGGCAGGGAAGGCGUCAUUAA
Messenger RNA from Striga asiatica, 366 nucleotides. The record is from the annotation of a GenBank genome assembly. NCBI's taxonomy places the organism in Eukaryota, Viridiplantae, Streptophyta, Magnoliopsida, Lamiales, Orobanchaceae.